This is a messenger RNA of Patella vulgata (common limpet), 2064 nucleotides long. Its product is annotated as DNA damage-binding protein 2-like. Lineage: Eukaryota; Metazoa; Mollusca; Gastropoda; Patellidae. Bases 14 to 1120 code for a protein of 368 amino acids. The transcript has a single exon. The record is from RefSeq and is a predicted model, not a curated record. Gene Ontology annotation, biological process: DNA repair; response to UV. Gene Ontology annotation, cellular component: nucleus; Cul4-RING E3 ubiquitin ligase complex. Gene Ontology annotation, molecular function: damaged DNA binding; protein binding.
UAAAAGUUUGAAUAUGUUCCAUUUGUUAUAUAAAACAAAUUAUGGAAUGAAAAUAUCACCAAAACUAAAACAUACCCUAACAAAUCCAGUUGUUACUCAGCUGUGUCAGUUAAGAGUUUGUCGCUACAUAACUCCAUUUAAUAGACGAACAACAGCACUGGAAUGGCAUCCAUCAAAUCCUAAUCUGUUGGUAGUUGGAUCCAAAGGAGGUGAUAUUAUACUGUGUGACACUAGUACAGUUAAGAACGAUAAAUUGUUUGCAGGAGAUGGAGAGAGGGGUUCUAUUCAAGCCAUGAAAUUCUGGCCUUGGAAUAAUUCUUUUGUCUGCACUGCAUCAGUUAAUGGAACUGUAACACUGCACGAUCUUGAAGGUCGUCAGAGUCAAAUUCUAUCAGGUACGAAGAAUUCUAUGGGUUUUUGGUAUUCUUCGGUUGAUGCCAGUUUAUCUCAUAGUGCCGUACUGACAGGUGACAAUAUAGGUUAUAUUGUAUGUUUAUCAGAAAAAGGACAAACGAUUUGGAGUAAGAAAUUACACAAGCAGAAAGUAACACAUGUGGAGUUUUCACCUCGAGAAAAUUGGUUAUUUUGUUCAGCAUCAGUUGAUCAUACUGUACGACUGUGGGACAUCAGAAUGAUCAAGAAUAACAAAAGUAGCCUCGCUGUUCUUCAACAUAAUAAGGGAGUUAACUCUGCCUAUUUUAGCCUGACUAAUGGCUGCCGUCUUUUGACCACAGAUCAACACAGUGAUAUAAAAAUAUUUAGUGCCCCUGAAUGGAGAUUAGAAAGAACCAUACACCAUCCUCACCGAUUCUUUGAAGAUGUAACUCCAAUAAAGGCAUCAUGGCAUCCAUUACAAGAUCUAAUUGUUGUCGGUCGUUAUCCAGAUCAGAAUUUCCCUGGAUAUAAAUCUGGGGAACGAAGAACCGUUGAUAUUUUUGAUUCAGACUCAGGAGAGCUUGUCACGAAACUCUUAAAAUUAUAUGGCUCGUCGGGAAUAGUGUCUUUAAACAAAUUUGACCACAGUGGAGAGGCACUGGCUUCAGGAAUGGGUGAUAAUAUUUUGAUCUGGAAUAGAGAAGAAGUCUUUGCUCAAAAACAGGAACGAUUAAAAGACAAAUGACAGAUUUGAAUCCAAAGCUUUGGGUUUAGUAAACAAUGACCUGUCAAAAAAAAAAACUGAUUCUAAAACCAUGCUCAGUACAAAUUCAAAGAAUUUAUCACAGAAAAGUAACACUAAAAUAAAAUUGAGCUUAAAGGUUUGGGAGAUAUUUGGGAAUUUGUCCCAACAACUACUAUGUUUAAACAUUGAUUUAUGCAGGUGCAAUACAGGUUAUCCAGGUCAGAUUAAGCUGGUGUAGGAACAAUAGCAUGUUACAAAGGAGACCUAAAUUACAGAAAUACAUAUAACAGGUGACCAACUCCUCAUCAUGUACAAGCGUGGAAUCAAAACCAAUCCACUUGACUCAAUGACAGACUUUGUGAUCUAAUGUGCCUGCGUUUAACCAUUCGGCCACUCAACCCUGCCCCGAUUGGCUGGAUUAAUUAUGAAUCAAAAUAAUCAUGUGCUUAGGGCAUCAUGGAAAGGGGGAGGGGUACACAGAAUUUCUGCUUUGUUACAUGGUGAAUUCAAAAUAUUUAAUUUAAAAGUUAAUUAAGAACUUUCAAUUAGUUUUUCAUUGUUUUUGUCUUUUCUUACUGUUACUUUCUUUGUCUCAGUAUAUAAUGAAGUGUAUAAAACCUCAAAUUAACUCUAACCUAUACUAUAUACUAUAUGGAGGCACCAAAAUCAUCUAACUGCUUAAGUCCUCUAUAGGUCUUAAGCCGGCACUAGCACAGCGCCGUUUAAAAUGUAGGGCCGACAGCAUAUGACACUUUUGCUACUAUGACGAAGAACGUCUGCUCAUAUUUACAACCAUUUUAUUUUUCAUUUGCUACAGUCCUUUCCUGAUGGACGAACUAUGCUCUUAAUGAACGUCUGUGCAUUAAAGGGAGACUACUCUUCAAAUUUAUGAAAUUUAUUCCCUGUCCCCUAAAAAGAUUAAUAAAUCAUUUACUUUUUGAAAA